This is a messenger RNA of Neurospora crassa OR74A, 165 nucleotides long. RefSeq lists its product as hypothetical. Bases 1 to 165 code for a protein of 54 amino acids. The record is from RefSeq and is a predicted model, not a curated record. The transcript is spliced from 2 exons. NCBI's taxonomy places the organism in Eukaryota, Fungi, Ascomycota, Sordariomycetes, Sordariales, Sordariaceae.
AUGGUCAAGGCAAUCUGCGUAAAGGCUGAUAUGGAAUGGAGGACUGCAUGCAAGCCGUUGGCACCUCGCCGCAGACUGUCGCGAAACGCUUUCCUGUUGGCGACGCACAAGAUUUCCAAACGGGGGCCAGUCCAGCCAGCCUUGGACGACGACGAAUACAUAUAA